CCUUAGUCCACAGCACCAUAGGUGGUAAUUUGUUUACAUAACAGAGCAGCUCUAGGUUUGCACAACCAUGUCAAUGGACAGCUCAGUGGUUUUUUUCAGUUCUUGGACGAUUCUAGCUCUAUUGCUUGCAUUAGGAACAACUGCUCCUCAAGCCCAUGCUCGAGCUUUCUUAGUGUUUGGAGAUUCGCUUGUUGACAGUGGCAACAAUGACUACUUGGUGACGACUGCCCGUGCUGAUUCUCCUCCUUAUGGUAUUGAUUAUCCAACUCACCGACCCACUGGCCGCUUCUCUAAUGGCCUCAACAUUCCAGACAUUAUCAGUGAACAAAUCGGGGAACAACCCACAUUGCCCUACUUGAGUCCAGAGCUUACAGGAGAAAGACUACUUGUUGGUGCCAACUUUGCUUCUGCUGGAAUUGGAAUACUUAAUGACACUGGAAUUCAGUUUCUAAACAUAAUUCGAAUCUACAAACAAUUGGAAUACUUCCAACAAUACCAGCAAAGGGUGACAACUCUCAUUGGAGCUGCACAGACUGAACGACUAGUAAACCAAGCGCUCGUCCUCAUUACUCUCGGUGGCAACGAUUUUGUCAACAACUACUACUUGGUGCCCUUCUCAGCGAGAUCUCGCCAAUUCUCUCUCCCAGAUUACGUUCGCUAUCUCAUCUCUGAGUACCGAAAAGUCCUAAGGAGGCUAUAUGAGUUGGGAGCACGAAGGGUCCUGGUGACAGGGACCGGGCCAAUGGGCUGUGUUCCAGCAGAAUUAGCUAUGCGCAGCAGAAACGGGGAAUGUGCAGUGGAACUGCAGAGGGCUGCAGAUUUGUUCAACCCGCAACUCGUCCAAAUGAUCAAUGGACUCAACAAUGAAAUUGGUGGAGAUGUGUUUAUUGCUGCAAAUGCAUUUAGAAUGCACAUGGACUUCAUCAGUAACCCCGGAGCAUAUGGGUUUGUUACAUCAAAGAUAGCAUGUUGUGGGCAAGGACCCUACAAUGGGCUAGGGCUGUGCACCAUUGCUUCCAACUUGUGCGCGAACCGAGACAUAUACGCGUUUUGGGAUGCAUUUCAUCCAUCAGAGAGGGCCAACAGAUACAUUGUGCGACAGAUCCUGAGCGGCUCAACGGACUAUAUGCACCCCAUGAAUCUCAGCAACAUCAUGGCAUUGGAUUCAAGGACCUAAUAUAUAGUUGUUAAUCUUCCUUUAGCUUCUAUAUAUUUAUAUAUGGAUAUAAUUAUGUCUUUUUAUUGUCGUUUUGUGUGUUUGGAUGUUAAGAAACUUGAAGUGUGAUGUCUCAAAAUUAAAUGUAUUGACCGGUGGGCAAGCAUAAGGUUAGAUUCUUCAUCAAUAACUUGUAUGGAAGCAGUUAUAUAUAUGAGCAAUUUCAGUUUGUUUUUGCA
Messenger RNA from Vitis riparia (riverbank grape), 1395 nucleotides. RefSeq names its product GDSL esterase/lipase At5g33370-like. Gene Ontology annotation, molecular function: hydrolase activity, acting on ester bonds. The coding region runs from base 68 to 1177 and encodes 369 amino acids. The record is from RefSeq and is a predicted model, not a curated record. The transcript is spliced from 5 exons. NCBI's taxonomy places the organism in Eukaryota, Viridiplantae, Streptophyta, Magnoliopsida, Vitales, Vitaceae.